Molecule: messenger RNA, 2297 nt
Organism: Aphidius gifuensis
Lineage: Eukaryota; Metazoa; Arthropoda; Insecta; Hymenoptera; Braconidae
Gene: Sac1
Product: phosphatidylinositol-3-phosphatase SAC1
Exons: 5
Coding region: 224-1969 (581 amino acids)
Biological process (GO): phosphatidylinositol dephosphorylation
Cellular component (GO): endoplasmic reticulum
Molecular function (GO): phosphatidylinositol-4-phosphate phosphatase activity
Source: RefSeq, a predicted model, not a curated record
AUGACAGAUUAAUCAUGUCAAUAAAAAAAAACUGACAGGCAGGCUGCAGUUGGAGUGCAUUUAAUUUUAUUCCAAUUAUUGACUUGAGUGUUAAUUAAAUAAUUAAAUUAAUAUCAAAUUAAUUAUUCAUCUAGCAACAAAGUUAAUCAUUAAUAUCAUCAAUUUAUAAUAAUUAUUAUUUUAUUCCUGGAAUAAUUGUACACGUAUUUAUACACAAUAAAAAAUGACUGGAAAUACUGAUGUUUAUGAUGACUUGUAUUUAUACACAACAAAUGAAAAAUUUUAUGUUGAAGCAACAAAAGUGUUGCUUAUUGUGGAUCGAUUGAGUCAGCAAAUAUUUACUCAAGUUGGAACAGCAAGUCAAAUACCUCAUACAGCAAGUAGACGUAAAAUAUGGGGUAUUGUUGGAACAAUACGUUUAUUAUUAUCAAGAUAUUUUAUUGUUAUAACUGAUGCUGUUAAAAUUGGUACAAUUGCUGGACAUGAAAUAUUUAAAAUAACAUCAACUGAAAUAAUUCCAUAUUCAAAAUCAGAUUUACAUUUAAGUGAAAAACAAAUACAAAAUAAUACAACAUAUUUGGAGAUGAUUAAAUCUGUUUUAAAUACACCAUAUUUUCAUUUUAGUUAUACAUAUGAUUUAAGUCAUACAAUGCAAAGACUUCACAAUACAACACCAGAAUUUUUACAGAUGGCUCUUCAUGAUCGUGCUGAUUCAAGAUUUGUAUGGAAUGCAUAUUUACUUGAAGAUUUAUCAUCAAGACCAGAACAUUCAAAAUUUUGUUUACCAAUAAUCCAUGGUUUUGUGUCGUUGAACACUGUUCAUAUAAAUGGUUUAACAAUAAAUUGGGGUUUAAUAUCACGUCGUAGUGUACAUAGAGCUGGUACACGUUUAUUUUCACGUGGUAUUGAUGGUAAUGGUAAUGUAUCAAAUUACGUUGAGACAGAACAAAUAAUUGAAGUUAAUGGUGAUCGUAGUUCAUUUGUACAAAUACGUGGAUCAAUACCAUUAUACUGGCAACAAGGACCAAAUUUAAAAUACAAACCAAAACCACAAUUAAAUCAAAAUGAAGAUCAUCAAGUAGCAUGCUCACGACAUAUUGAUGCACAAAUAUUUCAUUAUGGUAAACAGAUUUUAAUUAAUUUAAUUGAUCAUCAUGGAGCUGAAGAAAUAUUAGAAAAAUCAUUUCGUGAUGUUAUAUCAAGAAUUGGUAAUCAAAAUGUACGCUAUGAAGCAUUUGAUUUUCAUGCUGAAUGUCGUCAUAUGCGUUGGGAUAGAUUAAAUAUAUUGAUGGAUCGUUUAUCACAUGAUCAAGAACAAAUGGGUUAUUUUUUAUUAUCAAAAGAGGGAUUAUUACUAUCAUCACAAGAUGGAAUAUUUCGUACAAAUUGUAUUGAUUGUCUUGAUAGAACAAAUGUUGUACAAAGUAUGUUAGCUAAAAAAGUAUUGACAAUAACACUUGGUAAACUUGGUGUACUUAGAACACUUGAAGAACAUCCAUCAUUUGAAAAGCUAUUUAAAAAUGUAUGGGCUGAUAAUGCUGAUAUUGUUAGUAUUGAAUAUUCUGGUACUGGUGCAUUGAAAACUGAUUUUACAAGAACUGGUAAACGUACACAAAUUGGAGCAAUUAAAGAUGGUAUUAAUUCAUUAACAAGAUAUUAUAAAAAUAAUUUUGCUGAUGGUUAUCGUCAGGACUCAUUGGAUUUAUUUUUGGGAAGAUAUAUCAUUCAAGAUGGUGAAUGCAUGUCAGUUAAAUGUCCACUUGAAGUUGAAAGAAAUUGGCGUUAUGCAACAUUUCCAUUGGUACUUCUUGUUGCUUCAUCAAUGCUUAUUGCUCAUAUUAUUUUACCAUCAAGAUAUACAACUGAAGUAUUACUUUAUAUGCUUUUUUGGGGUGCAAUGAUUGCUGGUACAUUUGCAACAAUAAUACAUCAUGGUAAACAAUAUGUUGACAAACCAAAAUUGCUAUAGAUAAUAUCACACAAAAAAAUUAUCAAACAGUUUUAAUAAUCAUUCAUAUAUUAUCAACAACAGUCAAUGUAAUUUCUGGUUUUUUUUUUCGGGAAAAUUAUAUUAAUUAUUAUCUAAACAAGGGUAUACUGCAACAGUAGACAUUGUAGAUCCAAUUAAAUGUAUAAUUAGAUAAAAAAAUUUAAUAAUAAAAUAAAAAUAUCAAAUAUUAUUGACAAAAAUUAAAAUUCCUUUUUUUUUUUAAUUAAAAAAUCCAAGAAAAAUGUAUUUAAAUUAAUUAUGGUUAGCUUUAUUAUUGAUAAAAAUAUCAAGACAAUUAAAAAGACAA